Molecule: messenger RNA, 1341 nt
Organism: Linum tenue
Lineage: Eukaryota; Viridiplantae; Streptophyta; Magnoliopsida; Malpighiales; Linaceae
Source: the annotation of a GenBank genome assembly
AUGGCGCCCGCAGCUUCUCGCGAUGCAUUAUCCUCUGCCUCUUCCACCCUUCAAUCCGAAACCAGCCUGCAAACCCUCUUAGCCGCAGCGCGCCCGCUCCUGCGCGCAGAACACAACUCCCUCGACGACAAACUGCCUUCACUGCUCUCCUUGCUCCACUCGGCGGGAGCGGGGGAGUGCUGGCACAAGCACGGGACUUUCGUCGAACACCUCUACGGCACCUAUCGAAUGCUCAAGCUGUGGGGAUCCCCUGAAGCCGUCUGCCGAUGCGGCCUCUUCCACUCCACUUACUCCAACGCCUACGUCAGCCUCGCGCUCUUCCCGCACACCGAGUCCAGCAGGGCCCAACUCCGGGCCCACCUCGGCCCGGACGCCGAGCGGCUCGUCCACUUCUUCUGCUCGGUUCCGCGGCAGAAGCUGGUGUUCGGCCGGAUCCUGAUGGGUUAUGACUCGGUGGGGCAAAUCGUCGAACACCUGUCGGCUUCCCAACUCUCGCUGCGAAAUGCGAGGGAGGGGAUCGUUGUCGGCGGCGGCGGGGAAUCGGAGGCGUGGAGGGAGAAGCUGAAUUCGAUCGUGCCGGAAGGCGGCGUGACUGUGGAGAACAUAAAGACUGGAGAAGAGUUCACUCUGCCGCGGAGAAUCGUGGCGCUUCUGCUGUUGUUCACGCUGGCCGAUUUCGCGGACGAGCUCUUCAGCUUUCAAGACGAGCUGUACGAGAAUUUGGACGGUAGACUAGACUUCUCGGGCAAUAGUGCAACUCCUUUAUGGCCAGGGGCAGGAAAGCCAGGGCUAUGGGUUAACUUAAUUUCAAGAAUUGCAGCCAUCUACAACCUACUAGUUCGAGAAGAAGAGAUUUUCAUGGAGGAAAGAAGAAGGUCUGGUGGAAUUUCGGUGGACAAAGAACGAGAUGAAGACAUCGAACUCGUGGUGCCGCCGAUUUUCGACGGAUGGACGAAAAUUGUGGAUGCAGGCGACCAAGUCAUAGCCAGGGACACGUAUUGGGAAGCUGUUUGUGGAAAUGCCUCACAGAAUAAUGAUUGCAACGAUGAUAAGUUGGAUAAGGCGGAGGAGUUGUUGGUCAAGAGUCUAGAGAAGAACCCAUUUUUAGGGGAUCCGCAUCUGGUGUUGGCGCAGGUUUACUUGUCGAAAGGGCGGUUCGAGGCGGCGGAGGUGGCGGCGGAGAAGGGUCUGAAGCUGCUGCUGGAGUGGGGAACGGCGUGGGAUAAGAGGGUUUCUUGGGAAGGAUGGGUGGCUUGGGGUAGGGUUUUGGUGAUGAAGGCUAAAGAGAAGUCGUGGCCCAAGACUUCAUGGGGCAUCCGCAGCUUGGGGCUCAUUAGGUGA